Messenger RNA from Stomoxys calcitrans (stable fly), 1153 nucleotides. RefSeq names its product nudC domain-containing protein 3. The transcript is spliced from 3 exons. Gene Ontology annotation, cellular component: cytoplasm. Gene Ontology annotation, biological process: protein folding. NCBI's taxonomy places the organism in Eukaryota, Metazoa, Arthropoda, Insecta, Diptera, Muscidae. The record is from RefSeq and is a predicted model, not a curated record. Bases 165 to 1085 code for a protein of 306 amino acids.
UUACUUGGAAUUUAUGGUAUACGUUAGAAUACUGCGUAUGGCUUUCCGCCAACGACUAAUUACAAAUGAGAUGAAACUGAAAUCCCCAAAAACUCAGCUGGUAUAUUUAACGAAAACACGAAUUUUAGUUUAACUAAACCAAAAUCACCAGUUAAUAGAAUAAAAUGGAAAAUUAUGAUUGUGCAAGGGCAGAUAGUAUACUAAGCGAAAUAUUGGAGGAAAGAAAGUCACUUACUGGAUUUUUGGACGCAGUGUUUGGCUUUCUAAGUCGUAGGACAGAUUUUUAUCAUGAACAGAAAAGCAAAGAAGAAAAACUGGGAUUCCCACGAGGUAUAAAAGAAGAAAUACUUUUAAGUUGUAUGCAAAAGUAUGAGAAAUUAGAGGACCCUUUUGCCCAACAAUACGAAGCACCACCCGCUAUAGAAGAAGUGGAGAUUGAAACAGAUUGUUGCAGCAGCACAACGCCUGACAUUGAAAUGAAUGACAAGGUGGAAUUAGAAAAUCGAAAAUAUGAACCAAAUCUGGAGUUUUCAGAAUCUGACUAUAAAAAUGGGUCAAGAAUGGACAAAUAUUGUUGGUCACAAACGUUAAAAGAUGUUGAAUUAUCCAUAAUUCUUCCACCUGAAGUCAAAUCAGCAAAACAUGUUAAAUUGAAUUUAAAAUCGAAUUACAUUUCCGUAACAUCGCUCAUUGCACGGAAAGAGGAGUUGCUUGUGGGUGAGACAUGGUCUAAAUAUAAACACAACGAUGUUGUUUGGACUAUAGCCGAUGGAAAACUCAUAAUAAGUUUCGAUAAAGCGAAAGAAGGCUGGUGGGAUAAGCUUUUGCUGCAUGAACAGUGCAUUGAUAUAAAAAAGCUAGAUACAGAAAGACCAAUUGAGGAUUUCUCGAAUGAAACACAAAAAGUAAUCGAAAAAAUACAAUCACAACAAAUAAAUAGUAAUGAAUUUGCUGGUCCUCGGGAUCUCAAAAACUUACCAAUGUCCAAAAGCGAGCAAUUGGCUCGACUGAGACAAGCUUGGAAUUCAGAAAAUUCUCCGUUUAAGGGUCAGCCCUUUGAUCCAUCCGUUAUACAAUUCAGCUAAUGGGUAAAUUACAACAAAAUCAAUUUUAAGAGAUAAAUGUACAAAAUAAAUUAUAUCGAUAAUAAUAA